CAGGAGGAAAGCAGCAAAUGCUCAGCGAUGGAGGUGAGGGUAGUCUACUGCCUGCUCCUUUGGGCUGUGCACUUCUUCCUGGCCACACCACACAGUGCUCUCAGGGUUCUCAGUAGGGAAUCAAAGACUGGUAAUGAGCAAGAUUCCUGUAUAAAUGUCAUUCCCUGCCAAGACAAUGGAGCUAUUUGUAUUCAGCCUUGUUCUCCCUCCUUCCAUGGGGACACAAGCUUCGUCUGUGAAGACAGAAAGUGGCAAAUGUUGUCUGAUGCCUGUGCAAACCUGGAUGUUCAGUCCCUUUUUCAGAGGAUAUCUGAAAGUGGACUCCUUCCAUGCUCUGGAGGACAUGUUGCUGGAGAACAUCUUCCUUUUGUAGGAGAAGAGCAUGGGAAGCCUGAAGAUGGGCAAAAACAUUUUGGUGCUGAUGACCAGGGAAGUAGGAGCUGCCAAGCUGAUUUUUCAUGCAUCAUCCCAGAUAUCCUGUCUUCACCAGCCAUUCCAGGAAACAUUGCUGAUAUAGUGGGUUUGCUGAAGAAUAUUUCCCUCCUGUUAUCAGAGAAUGUCACCAGAGCAAAAAUGCAGAGCUACAGCAGGAUAGCAAACCAUAUUCUGAACAGCUCCAUCAUCUCCAACUGGGCUUUUGUAAGGGACAGAAACGCUGGUUCAGAAUUACUGGACUCGGUGAAUUUGUUUGCUGGGAAGCUUCUUCUAAGGAACGGGUCGGAAAGUGUGGAGGAGCCCUUCAUCGCUACGAAAGGCUACAGCAUACACAGAAAUACCUCAGGAACGAGCUUUGAUUUUUCCAUGGAGUUCAACAACACAGGCAACAUCUCUGGGCACGUGGCGAUCCCAGAAGAGGAGCUUUUGAAGCUGCCCAGGGCUUCCAAGGCAAUCAGCAUUGCGCUCCCAACGCUCGGGGCCGUGAUGGAGAGCGCCCAGUCGGAGCCCGCGUUCGUGAACGGGAUGGUGCUGUCGGUGUCUCUGCCGGAGGAGCUCCGGCACGUGUUGCUCACCUUCGAGAAGGUGAACAAGCUGGUGCAGGUGGAGGCCCAGUGCGUGGGGUGGCACUCGGCUGAGCGGCGCUGGGACAGCCGGGCGUGCAGGACGCAGUCGGACACCGCCAGCAGCGCGGUUUGCGUCUGCACCCACCAGCGCCGGACCUACAAGUCCUUCUCCAUCCUGAUGUCCCCCGCCACGCCGCGCAGCGCGGCGCUGGAUUACAUCACCCGCGUGGGCUUGGGCCUUUCCAUCCUCAGCCUGGUUCUCUGCCUCGUCAUCGAGGCUGUUGUCUGGCACCACGUCACAAAAACUGAAAUAACCUACAUGCGCCACUUCUGUCUGGUCAACAUCGCUGCGUCACUGCUCGUUGCUGAUGUUUUGUUCAUCCUGGCAGCUAUUGUGCACAAUACAGCCCUGAACUACCAGUUGUGCGUAGCAGCCACAUUUUUCCUUCACUUUUUCUACCUUGCCUUGUUUUUUUGGAUGUUUACACUGGGCCUCUUGAUUCUCUAUGGAUUAUUAUUAAUUUUUUUUAAGAUAACGAGAUCUGUGUUCCUGGCUGCAGCGUGCUCUAUUGGAUAUGGGUGUCCCUUGGUCAUAUCUAUCCUCACUGUUGCCAUCACUGAACCAAAAAACGGGUAUUUGAGGAGUGGAGCCUGCUGGCUCAAUUGGUAUGAGACAAAAGCCCUUUUGGCCUUUGUCGUGCCCGCUCUGAGCAUCAUUGUGGUGAACCUGGUGGUGGUGGUGGUGGUUGUGGUGAAGACUGGGAGAUCCUCUGUGGGAGAAGGCUGCAAGUCACAGGAUUUGAGCAGCAUGAUCCGAAUCAGCAAAAACGUGGCCCUUCUGACGCCUCUUCUGGGUCUCACAUGGGGGUUUGGACUGGCAACGAUUCUCGACAGCCGAUCCCUGGCGUUCCACAUCACGUUCGCGCUGCUGAAUGCCUUCCAGGGAUUCUUCAUCCUGUUGUUUGGGACACUUCUGGACAGAAAGACAAGAGAAGCCUUAAGGAUGAACUGCCUUUCAUCAAGACGCAAGUGGGGUCUAGAAAAGUCCUAGCAGUGGGCAGUUGUCUGCAGUGGGUCUGACCAGCAAGAACAAAAGGAGCACUUCUUGCACAGAAGUCCUGGUUUGAGGU
Messenger RNA from Empidonax traillii (willow flycatcher), 2131 nucleotides. RefSeq names its product adhesion G protein-coupled receptor F4-like. Gene Ontology annotation, molecular function: G protein-coupled receptor activity. The transcript has 8 exons. Gene Ontology annotation, biological process: G protein-coupled receptor signaling pathway; cell surface receptor signaling pathway. The record is from RefSeq and is a predicted model, not a curated record. NCBI's taxonomy places the organism in Eukaryota, Metazoa, Chordata, Aves, Passeriformes, Tyrannidae. Gene Ontology annotation, cellular component: membrane. Bases 28 to 2052 code for a protein of 674 amino acids.